AGCCCAGGGCCACGUUGCUUUCGCGGUGCCGGAUACCACGCAUCUCAGCCAUGGCUUCCGCGGACUCCCGGCGGGUGGGGGAUGGCGGCGGUGCCGGGGGCACUUUCCAGCCCUACCUGGACUCCUUGCGGCAGGAGCUGCAGCAGAGGGACCCGACGCUGCUGUCAGUCGUGGUGGCGCUCCUCGCGGUGCUGCUGACCCUAGUGUUCUGGAAGUUCAUCCGGAGCAGAAGGAGCAGUCAAAGAGCCGUUCUUCUUGUUGGCCUUUGUGACUCCGGGAAAACAUUGCUCUUUGUCCGAUUGUUAACAGGCCUUUACAGAGACACUCAGACUUCCAUCACUGACAGCUCUGCUGCAUACAGAGUCAACAAUAACAGGGGGACUAGCCUGACCUUGAUUGACCUCCCUGGCCAUGAGAGCUUGAGACUUCAGUUCUUAGAGCGGUUUAAGGCUUCAGCCAGGGCUAUCGUAUUUGUUGUGGAUAGUGCAUCCUUCCAGCGAGAGGUGAAGGAUGUGGCCGAGUUUCUGUAUCAAGUCCUCCUUGACAGUAUGGGUCUGAAGAACACACCAUCAUUCUUAAUUGCUUGCAAUAAGCAAGACAUUACAAUGGCAAAAUCAGCAAAGUUAAUUCAGCAGCAGCUUGAAAAAGAACUCAAUACUUUACGAGUCACCCGUUCCGCUGCCCCCAGCACACUGGACAGUUCCAGCGCUGCUCCUGCUCAGCUGGGAAAGAAAGGCAAAGAAUUUGAAUUCUCACAGCUGCCCCUCAAAGUGGAGUUCCUGGAGUGUAGUGCCAAGGGUGGAAGAGGGGACACCAGCUCUGCUGACAUCCAGGACCUGGAGAAAUGGCUGGCUAAGAUCGCGUGAUGGGCAGAUCCAAACACAAGACGUGACUGUGUGUGUGUGUGACUGACAGUUUUGGAAAAGGACAUGGUAGUCUGAAGUUGAUAAAGACGGAGUGCAAAUGUAGUUAGAAACGUUUCCCUGUUCUGGAAACAAAUUAUUGUUAAAACUAGCAUGGAAUUUUUUUUUUAGGUUCAUUUCUCCCUUAUUGCUCUCAAGCGAGUCACUUUUAUUUGACUCACGUGUCUUCUCUUUUUAAAGUGAAUGUAACGUCUCUCUAGCAUAUGCUUGAUGUAAGGUAAACGUUUAAUGAAAGGAAUGCAUGCAGAGAGCAUCUUAUCAUAAGAGUAUGGAAUCAUCUGAAAAGUCUUCUUAUCCUCUGCUUUGGUGCUUUGGUCCCUUUUUCCUGAAAACAGACCUGUCUGUGUAGGGAACCAGUUGAUUUCCAGUUGUCCUUGACAUUCACGGGCAGUACAUCAUCUAGUCCUCUGUGAAUCCUCAGAUUUGUAGGUGCAGUUACGGUAUCUUCUCCCCAGGGGAGGGUAGAGCUUAGUGGUAGAGUGUGUGCCUAGCGUGCACGAGGUCCUGGGUUCAAUCCCCAGCACCUCCGUUAAAAGAAAGAAAUAAAUUUAAAUAAAUACAUAAAUAAAUCUAAUUACCUCCUCCUUCCAAAAACAAACAAACAAACAAAAAAUAAUAAUUUUAAAAAAUGUAGUCUCUCGACAUGUGAAGACAGGUAGAAGGCAGCAGAGCUGUGUUGAUGAUGGUCUGUUCUAAGUCAGCUCAGUGACUGGUCCACACUCCAGCCUCAUAGCACGCUGGUUUGAAACCCAUGUUGUGAAUCCUUGGAGUCACUCCCAGGUGAUGGAACUGUAAGUGCUAAACCCCCAGAUUCCAAGGAUCUAGCAUGUUCUAGUGGUUUUCCUUCACCGGGGAAUUGAUGGAGGUUUAGAAGCUGUUUUGUUUUUCUAAAGGCAUGAGGGCUCCUGGGCUGUCUUCAUGUGCUGUUUGAUGAGCUACAGUUUUGUCCUCUGAGCUUGACUGCCGUGGGACAAGCACAAAAUGAAAAAAGUCCUCUAGGUGUUUAAAGUGCUGACGGUUUAAAAAAAAAUGUCAGCCUUUUCAAAGUGAUGUGCUUUGCUGUCUUCUUAAACGUGUGGCUUUUUUUUUAAUGGCUUUUAUAAGUGAUGAAUAUAUUUCUUGGUGAAUAAAACAAGCUGUGUGGCUCAAAGCAACUGAAUGGAAUGGAAUGGUAUGGUGAGUACAACUGGGAGCAUGUGUUAGGAUUCAGGUUCCCUUCAAGUUUCCGGGGCCUGAGAUUGCAGCAUACCUGGGAUCGAACUCUCUAUUCCUGCCUCACACACUCAGGGACAAGCCAACUAAAGCUUAAAGGGGGACAGGUGGCUGUGGAUAAGGGCGAAGCUAGUCCCUGUGAGAACAGUGCAGGAAGCCAUGAGAGGGGAGGCAGAGGGCACCCCAGGAGUUGCACACGGCCUCGAGGGAUGGGGAGACUCAGGGAGAGAAGCAUGGAGUCGAUGACGUCCCAGUGAGUGUGGUCCCCACAGGCACUAUGGCCCAAGCCUCUGCCUACUGUCACCCCUCCCUGUGCUGCGAAUGGGGGGCCGCUGGCCGCCGCCUCCCCCGCCCCCACCCCCGCCCCCUGCAUCACACACCUUGCGGCCGGAGCAUGAAGUAGACACAGGCCGACCUCAGGAUGUUAGACUCCUACCCUGGCAGGGUUAGCGGGAGGCCUCUGCUGCCAGUGUUCUUACUGUCCCUUGGAGUCUAUUCCUGACCUUUUAUUAUUAGCCAAGUAGUAACUUAAGGAAGUUGGUAAGAAUGGUGAACCAGAAACCCAAAAGGAAAGUGAUGAAUGUGACGUGUUCACAUAAUCAUAGGACGUGCUCACAUGAAUAAAAAUCGAUGGCUUGAUGCUUCCGUUAAGAG
This is a messenger RNA of Vicugna pacos (alpaca), 2789 nucleotides long. RefSeq names its product SRP receptor subunit beta (gene SRPRB). NCBI's taxonomy places the organism in Eukaryota, Metazoa, Chordata, Mammalia, Artiodactyla, Camelidae. Gene Ontology annotation, biological process: protein localization to Golgi apparatus; intracellular protein transport; Golgi to plasma membrane protein transport. Gene Ontology annotation, cellular component: Golgi apparatus. The record is from RefSeq and is a predicted model, not a curated record. Gene Ontology annotation, molecular function: GTP binding; GTPase activity.